Molecule: messenger RNA, 456 nt
Organism: Acytostelium subglobosum LB1
Lineage: Eukaryota; Evosea; Eumycetozoa; Acytosteliales; Acytosteliaceae
Exons: 1
Source: RefSeq, a predicted model, not a curated record
UCAAUCAAACAAUCAAACAUUAGUUGUUCAUCAUCAUGUUCAACUAAACACAAUCAAUCAGAUACCUGUCAAUCACUUCAGAGGCAACAACAUGAUAAAUCAAACACACAACAAGAUCAACAACAACAACAUGAUAAACAACAUGAUAAACAACAACAUAAUGGACUUAGUCAAUAUCAUCAACAAGGUACAUUCUUUAAGAAGGUGACGGAUGAACAGUUUGCAAUGUUGGAUCAAUCAACUUAUAUACAAACAUCAACAAGACAUAAUGAAUUACGUCAACUUAUAAUGGAGAUUGAUGAUAUUGAAGAUGAACAACAAAAGAUACAAAGAUUGGAUCACUAUCGUAACACAAUACCAGAGUUCAAUGAGUUUGUACUCAAGAUGUUGGCAACCAUUGGAUCAUUAGACAACCUCUCAAUCACUACCGAUGGAGUACUCACGCCAAAGAAGCUU